GGCUCACGGCGCCGUCGCGGCGUGAUGACGUAAGCGGGAACGCGCGGCGGCGGGUCCCGGCUUCUCCGCCAUGGCGAAGACUGUGGCCUAUUUCUACGACCCGGACGUGGGCAACUUCCACUAUGGAGCGGGGCACCCCAUGAAGCCGCAUCGCCUGGCGCUGACCCACAGCCUGGUCCUGCAUUACGGGCUCUACAAGAAAAUGAUUGUUUUCAAACCGUACCAGGCAUCCCAGCAUGACAUGUGCCGAUUCCACUCCGAGGACUACAUAGACUUCCUGCAGAGAGUGAGUCCCAACAACAUGCAGGGAUUCACCAAGAGCCUCAAUGCCUUCAAUGUGGGUGAUGACUGCCCAGUCUUUCCGGGCCUCUUUGAAUUUUGCUCUCGCUAUACUGGCGCUUCCCUGCAGGGAGCAACACAGCUGAACAACAAGAUCUGUGAUAUUGCAAUAAACUGGGCAGGGGGCCUGCAUCAUGCCAAAAAGUUUGAGGCUUCUGGAUUUUGUUAUGUUAAUGACAUAGUUAUUGGCAUCCUGGAGCUGCUCAAGUAUCAUCCACGUGUUCUCUAUAUUGAUAUCGACAUCCAUCAUGGAGAUGGUGUGCAGGAGGCUUUCUACUUGACAGACCGUGUCAUGACAGUGUCAUUUCAUAAAUAUGGGAACUAUUUCUUUCCUGGUACAGGUGAUAUGUAUGAAGUUGGUGCAGAGAGUGGUCGUUACUACUGUCUCAACGUGCCUCUACGAGAUGGCAUUGAUGACCAAAGUUAUAAACACCUCUUCCAGCCAGUCAUUAACCAGGUGGUAGAUUACUAUCAGCCCACCUGCAUAGUACUGCAGUGUGGUGCUGAUUCUCUGGGUUGUGACCGUUUGGGUUGUUUUAACCUCAGUAUAAGAGGACAUGGGGAGUGCGUGGAGUAUGUAAAGAGUUUCAACAUCCCCUUGCUGGUAUUGGGAGGAGGUGGUUACACAGUCCGCAAUGUGGCACGAUGCUGGACUUAUGAAACAUCAUUGCUUGUAGAUGAAGCAAUUAGCGAAGAGCUCCCAUACAGUGAGUACUUUGAAUACUUCGCUCCAGACUUCACCCUUCAUCCUGAUGUCAGUACAAGGAUUGAAAAUCAGAACUCCAGGCAGUACUUGGAUCAGAUCAGGCAGACAAUAUUUGAGAAUCUGAAAAUGCUGAACCAUGCUCCCAGUGUGCAGAUCCAUGAUGUUCCUUCUGACUUGCUCAGCUACGAUCGCACAGAUGAGCCUGAUCCAGAGGAAAGAGGCUCCGAGGAAAACUACAGCAGGCCUGAAGCUGCCAACGAGUUUUAUGAUGGUGACCACGAUAACGACAAGGAGAGUGAUGUUGAAAUCUGAGGGCUCUGGACUGUGGGGGGUCCCGAUUGGACAUGGGUGCUUGGAGCAGAUAACUGGGCCACGUAGGAGCCAGUUAGCCCUCCCUUCGUAUUUAAUUGCAUGUGGUGUCAGCAGAAACAACACCACUGCAGUCUUCUGUUACCUGGAGAGGCAGAGAGCAGUGAAAUGUGUUCCCUACUUUCCACCAUGUGUCAUGGUUCCAGCUGUCACCGCUCUGGGAAAUUCAAGUAGCACUCAAAUCUGGGCUGUGUACUGGCUGGCAGCUGUGCGACUGCCUUCAGAGCCUGACCCCCAUGCUGGUUCAGUCACCUCCUGUAACUUCCAUGUGGGCUUCUGCCAGCAAGGUGGGAGCUGGAGUGAUUGUGCCUACGAUCUCUGCCUCUCUUCAGCAGCAACAGCUGAUACAUCCUGCUCUCCCUGGCCCUGUGCUCAGGUACCCAGUCAACUGUCCUCUGAAGCCUGCACUGAGAGUUGCUUCCUCACGUCCCUCCUAACCAUCUGAUGCUCCACAGCUCAAGGAAGACUAUUCAAGGAGACAAGGCCAGUGGUGGGAUAGGGAUCAGGAGUGUCCCUGGAGCAGGGAGCAGCUUGAUGGAGCAGGAUAGACGAAUGUAUGCAGAGCACAGUCUUCUUCAUUCCCCGCCCCCCAUACUCAGUUUCACGUUCACAAAUGAGUACUGCAACACUUUGCCGAGUUGGACCUAACUUCCCUGUUUUCUUUAUUUUCCAAGAGGCUAAAAUCACUGUGGAACAGAGGUUUGGCUGCCAAGGUCAGUACAUAGUGUGUCUUGCACCUCUAAUGUAGCUUCCAGCUGUGUUUUCCAAGUUCACACAUGGCCCUUCUGCGUGUUAGCAAGAGAUUUAGAGCUGCUUGCUUGGAGUGGAAACCAUUCCCUCUUGACUGUACCCAGGAGAUGCUGCUCUGCUCAUGGGUGAGGGAAGCUGCUUCCUCCAAGUCCUGUUGUCUUGCCCUCACACAGCAGAGAUUUCUCUUGGCCAUCCAUUAAAUCCCAGACUUUGCUGCUCCUUCUCCCAAGUCAUCACCUGGUACCUGUUGUGGUUUGGAGUGUGCUGUUUGGGAGGGGUUUAGCCUCUGACUGUCUGUACUGUUCUAUUUGUUUACUGAUGUCCUUAAACAUUAAAUGAAGAGGCAGUAUUUUUCUUA
Molecule: messenger RNA, 2522 nt
Organism: Athene cunicularia (burrowing owl)
Lineage: Eukaryota; Metazoa; Chordata; Aves; Strigiformes; Strigidae
Gene: HDAC3
Product: histone deacetylase 3
Exons: 15
Coding region: 71-1357 (428 amino acids)
Molecular function (GO): histone deacetylase activity
Source: RefSeq, a predicted model, not a curated record